ACGCCAUAUUAGUGUUGAUUGUUGUGCAUUAAAGUUGUUUACAUAUAGAAAAAUCGCAAAAUUGUAUAGAAAAGUUCAUUUAACUAGAAAAUAGUACUGUUUAGAAUAACAAGUUCAAAAGUGCGUCGAGGUGGUUUGAAUAAACAUUAUUUGUUUUACUAAUAGAUUCAAUUACGGGGUUUCAUAAUGGAGUUAAAUUUAAUGAAAAACCUGGAGCUGGAUAAAAUUUGUCGAAUCUGUCUUGCCGUGAAAAAAGAAAUGCGACCGCUUUUCGGUGAAAUGGUAGCAGAGAUGCUUAUGGAAGUUGCUAAAAUACAGAUAGAGCAAAUGGACGGCUGGCCGGACAAAAUCUGUAUCCAAUGCAUCCACCAGGUUAGUCGAUGUCAUGCUUUCAAAACUCGCGUUGAAAAAUCGGACAGCACAUUGCGGCAGUACAUUAAGGGAAUAACUGUAGUCGUGGAAGAACACAUACCCAAGGAACUAACACUCGAUGUUCAGAGGCAGCAAAUUACACCACAAAAAAUUCAACAAAUUCAACCUGCUCAACAGAUUCAAGAGAUUCACAUUCAGAGGACAGAUAUUCCAACGAUUGCCGAAGCGCCUGCUCCGACAAUGAUACUAACCAAUGCGCAGUUGCUGAAUACUGGACCUCAAAUCAUUAAUGCCGGUCAUUUGAUAACAACUGCCUCUGGUCAACAGAUCAUUCAGGCGCCUCAGUAUCACGCUGCACAAAUUGGGCAGUUUAUUCAGGGUCCAAACAAUACUAUACAGAUGAUUACCCAUGGAGCAACACAUCCGCAAAUACUGCAAAUACAGCGAACGGCAGAUGAUCGGUGCGAAAUAAUUGUACAACCGGAUAUGCAGGAACAGCAGUAUUAUGACGAAAGUAAUGGUAAUGUAAUUUCCGUGAACCAAGUUCAAUCCGUCCCUAUGAUGGUUGCGCCUGCUGCCACAAUUCAACAACACCAUCAUUUAGCGCAGCAUGCACUUCACCAACAUCAGCAGAAUCACCAUCAACAUCAUAAUCAACAACAGCAACAGCAGCACCAACAACAACAACUCCAUGAACAGGAAUUGCAGGAAGAUGAAGUGGAAGAAUCUCUUAUAAAGGACGGUCCAGAAUCUGAUUUUGGUGAGCAGGAUGAUGAUCAGAUUGACAAUGAUGAAAUGAUAGAGGAAGAAUUGCAUGAGGAAGAGGAAGCGGAAUUGGAUGCAGAAAUGGAUAUGGAAGCGGAUUUGGAGCACUUGGAAGAAGAAUUAUAUAUUUCUGAUUGCGAGUCUGAUGACGACGAGAAACAAUUAGCUGAGUUUAUGACAUAUCAAACUUCCUGUCCUAGUCCCGGUCGAUAUGUAUGCAAUUUAUGCCGCAAAGAGUUUAGCCAGCCUAAGUGGCUGCAAACGCAUAUGUCUUCACAUUCGAAUUGGUUAAAGGCAAAUUGUAAGAAGCAACCUGAAUGUGAGAUUUGCCACAAAAGUUUUCGAGGGCCUGGGAUGUUGCGAAUGCAUAUGAAAACACACGAGAAAGCUGAUAAAUUACCUACCUGCUCCAUUUGCCAGAAAGAGUUCAAAUCUAAAUCAAUUUUAUAUCGCCACCGACAAACACAUUUCGAAAAAAACUUUGCUUGUACGUUGUGUGACAAACGAUUUAGCUCCAAUUAUCAGCUAAAUAUUCAUGUACAACGACACCGAAAGCAGAAACCCCAUAAAUGCCCUCAUUGUGACAAAUCUUUUUACAGUGCAGCUGAUUUGAAGGUACAUGUUAAUCAGCAUUUAGGCAUCAAGGUGAUCCAGAUAAAAAAAAUUGCGACGACUAGCUAAUCCUUAUGUAUGCAAACUCUUUGUACCUAAACAUGCUGACGUGUCGUUUCACCAGAGUCCGCGUAGCAGUGGUAGGAGCAAAUUCACAGUACAUAUUUGUAACGCAAUAGUUUCCUUUUAGAUUUUUUACAGUCCGAAUAUUGUAGCUAAGGUAAAACAAUUGUGAAUAUUGAUGUUAUGAUAAUGACCAUGUUUUUGAAAUAUUUGUAUAUAGAUUUUAUUUGUUUCCAACAAAUGUACGCUUCGAAAAUCAUCGGAUUUUAUUAUAGGUAAUAUAUCGCCCGUGCAAUGCUUUAGUUAGUUUAAGCGGAGAAAGUGAUGCAGUGUAUUUUAGAUGCAAACCAACCACUCUUUUCUUGCUAAAAUGUAGAGUAAACUGCGAGUCUAGUGAAUGGCACUCGUUGUACUUCUAAUAUUUAUUUUACAAUAAAUCAUAUUUUUUCAUUAAAGUGCUUCAA
Molecule: messenger RNA, 2276 nt
Organism: Topomyia yanbarensis
Lineage: Eukaryota; Metazoa; Arthropoda; Insecta; Diptera; Culicidae
Product: zinc finger and SCAN domain-containing protein 2
Exons: 9
Coding region: 187-1818 (543 amino acids)
Cellular component (GO): nucleus
Molecular function (GO): zinc ion binding
Source: RefSeq, a predicted model, not a curated record